Octopus sinensis (East Asian common octopus) is the source of this 1518-nucleotide messenger RNA. Its product is annotated as zinc finger protein 239-like. The record is from RefSeq and is a predicted model, not a curated record. Gene Ontology annotation, biological process: regulation of transcription by RNA polymerase II. Gene Ontology annotation, molecular function: RNA polymerase II cis-regulatory region sequence-specific DNA binding; DNA-binding transcription factor activity, RNA polymerase II-specific. NCBI's taxonomy places the organism in Eukaryota, Metazoa, Mollusca, Cephalopoda, Octopoda, Octopodidae. Bases 511 to 1452 code for a protein of 313 amino acids. The transcript is spliced from 3 exons.
AUUACCUCAUCCUUUUAGGGUCGAUGAAAUAAGUACCAGCUGAGCACUGGAGUCGAUGUGAACGACUCACCCCGACCCCCGAAAUUGCUGGCCUUGUGCCAGAAUUUGAAACUGAUAUUCUAUAGGAAAGCGAUGUCAGUUCUACGCAAGCGCAGUAAAGGUGGCAUCCGCCUUCUUCGCACCUUUGUUCCUGGUUUUCUGCUUCUCAUGUCCACUGUUGAAGCCAAAUCGAUAUUUAACCUCGAUAGAAACAAAUUUCUAUUAUCAAAUAACAUUCAAGAUUGACCUUUCAAACACUGCAUCUUCUCUAGGAUUGUCUCCACUUCCACUGCUCUGCUGCUACAGAGGAGAAAACUCAUACAGUGACAUAACGUGUGGACAGUGUGCAAAAGGUUAAAGAAUUGUUUGCAGCAGAUACAUCAUCAUUAGUUAUCGUCUCUUGAUGACCAAAAGGAAAAUGUUUUACAGAAUUGAUGCAAUCUUGUUUAUAUAAAUUGGAGAAGAAAAAUUAUGGAGUAUAUAUUAUGUGAGGACUAUGAAAGACAAUGUAAAGCUAUUGAUUUUCCUGAUGAUAUAAAGAAAGAGAAAGGAAAAACACCAUGUCAGUGUGAUGUCUGUGGUAAAUUAUUCUCUGAUGAGCGGCUUCUCCAUGAACACAAACUUAUCCACGGAAGAGAGAGGUCACAUCACUGUGAUAUCUGUGGCAAAUCAUUCUCUCGAAGGAUUCAUUUGACUGUUCAUAUACGUAUUCACACAGGAGAGAAACCAUAUCACUGUGAUGUCUGUGGAAAAUCUUUCUCAGUAGGGAGUACCCUAACUAAACACAAACGCAUUCAUACAGGGGAGAAACCAUUUCACUGUGACAUCUGUGGUAAAUCGUUCUGUGGGAGUAGUGACUUGACUCAACAUAAACGCUUUCAUACUGGUGAAAAACCAUAUCAGUGUGAUAUCUGUAGUAAAUCAUUCUCACAAAGUACUCACUUGACUGUACACAGACGUAUUCACACUGGGGAAAAGCCAUAUCCCUGCGAUGUCUGUGGUAGAUCAUUCGCUGAAAGUAGUUCAUUAACUGUUCAUAAGCGCAUUCAUACAGGUGAGAAACCCUUUCACUGUGAUGUCUGUGAUAAAGCAUUCUCUGUAAGUGGUGACUUAACUCAACACAAACGCUUUCAUACCGGUGAAAAACCAUAUCAGUGUGAUAUCUGUAGGAAAUUAUUCUCACACAGUACCCAAUUGACUGUACACAGACGUAUUCACACUGGGGAAAAGCCAUAUCAGUGUAACAUCUGUGGUAAAUCCUUUGCUGAAAGUAGCCCCUUAACUGUUCAUAAGCGUAUUCAUACAGGUGAGAAACCAUUUCACUGUGAGGUGUGUGGUAAAUCAUUUUCUCGAAGUGGUGAUUUAUCUAGUCACAAACGUAUUCAUACAGGAAAGAAACCUUCAUCUCUGUGAUAAAUCAUUUUCGUAUAAUUACUUAAAGAGACAUAAACUUAAGCAUAGAGUUUAGAAACCAUAUCA